Rhineura floridana is the source of this 2863-nucleotide messenger RNA. Its product is annotated as transducin-like enhancer protein 2. Gene Ontology annotation, cellular component: nucleus; transcription regulator complex. Gene Ontology annotation, molecular function: protein binding; transcription corepressor activity. NCBI's taxonomy places the organism in Eukaryota, Metazoa, Chordata, Lepidosauria, Squamata, Rhineuridae. Bases 208 to 2247 code for a protein of 679 amino acids. Gene Ontology annotation, biological process: regulation of DNA-templated transcription; negative regulation of canonical Wnt signaling pathway. The record is from RefSeq and is a predicted model, not a curated record. The transcript is spliced from 19 exons.
CUGGACCUGUGCUUCUUUGAAACUGAACUGUCUUUCUUGCACACCACCCCCCUUUCAAAAUUAUUUUUCACGGAUCAUUUGGAAGGCGAGAAAGAAGCUCUCCUCCCUCCUUUUUUUUGGAGGGGGGUUCAUCCCCCAUGAUGUAUACUCAAGGACGGCACACUCCUGAAGUUGGAAUGCGAGAAGCUAGCCAGCGAGAAGACAGAAAUGCAGAGGCAUUAUGUGAUGUAUUACGAGAUGUCUUACGGAUUGAAUAUUGAGAUGCAUAAGCAGGCAGAGAUUGUCAAACGGCUGAACGCUAUCUGUGCCCAAAUCAUCCCCUUCCUGACGCAAGAGCAUCAACAACAGGUGUUGCAAGCUAUGGAUCGGGCCAAGCAGGUGACAAUGGGGGAGCUGAACAACAUUAUUGGGCAGCAGCAGCUCCAAAACCUCUCCCAUCACGCUCCUCCCAUCCCAUUGACCCCUCACCCUUCCGGCCCUCAGACUUCCAGCUUAGCCGCAGUGAGCACGACUUCGGGGCUCUUGGCCUUGUCGGGGGUGUUGGCUGCUCAGACAGCGCUUGCAGCAAAGGAUGAAAGGGAGGCCCUGGACUCUGAGAACCAUCGAGAACAUGCAUCGAGCGGAAGCAAUUCUGCCUCCUCUCCUGAGAGCCUGCCCGGUGAGGAACAGCUGGAUGGUGCGGGGUCAAAGGGCAAGACAGACGGGAAGGAUGAGGAAAGUGACGGGGACCGGAGCGAUUACAACCUGGUCGUGGACGAGGAUCCCCCUUCCGAACAGAGCAGCCCUCUCUGUCCCUCUGCCGCCAAGGUCCUUCCUAGCCGGAGGGAGAUCCCGAUCAGCCCAACCUCGCUGUCUUCCAGCCAGGGCACCACCCCUCUCAAAGCUAAAGACCAGAAUUUGAGCGGUGACAACGCUGCCACCUGCAAAACAGCCAGCUUCUCUCCUCCCCAUGAUUCCUUAACCCCUGGCCUGGGACCCAGCUGUGCCCCUCAAGUCCAACAGAUUGCCUGUAAGCCAUCCACCACAGAGGCCAUCACCCUGCGGAGCCCCCUGAACAUGACUGGCUCCUAUGCCUCCACCUUUGGGCUAAUGCCCCACACUGCCCUCAACGGUGAACUAACUACAGCCAGCUCAUAUGUCAGCAUCCACCUCUCCCCGCAAAUCAGUGGGACGGUGAUGUAUGGACGUUCCCCCAUGGUGGCCUUUGAAUCUCACCCGCAUUUAUGUGGUUCUGCCAUCUCUGCUUCCAUUCCAGGCAGCAAGCCGGCAUACUCCUUCCACGUCAGUGCUGACGGGCAAAUGCAGCCGGUCCCCUUCCCGCCAGACGCCCUCAUUGGCUCCGGCAUCCCACGCCACGCCCGCCAGCUCCACACGCUGACCCACGGCGAGGUGGUCUGCGCCGUCACCAUCAGCAACUCCACCCAACACGUCUACACAGGAGGGAAAGGCUGCGUGAAAGUCUGGGAUGUGGGGCAGCCGGGCACCAAGACCCCCGUGGCGCAGCUUGAUUGUCUGAACCGAGACAACUACAUCCGGUCCUGCAAGCUUCUUCCAGAUGGCCGCAGCCUGAUCGUUGGCGGGGAGGCCAGCACCCUCUCCAUCUGGGACCUGGCUGCUCCCACCCCCCGGAUCAAGGCAGAACUCACCUCUUCGGCCCCAGCUUGCUACGCCUUGGCCAUCAGCCCCGACGCCAAGGUCUGCUUCUCCUGCUGCAGUGAUGGCAACAUUGUGGUCUGGGAUCUGCAGAACCAAACCAUGGUCAGGCAGUUCCAAGGUCACACGGACGGGGCCAGUUGCAUUGACAUCUCCAAUUACGGCACGAAGCUCUGGACGGGGGGGUUGGACAACACGGUGAGGUACUGGGAUCUUCGGGAGGGGCGCCAGCUUCAACAGCAUGACUUCACCUCCCAGAUUUUCUCCCUGGGUUACUGCCCCACGGGCGAGUGGCUGGCCGUCGGGAUGGAGAGCAGCCACGUUGAGAUCCUCCAUGUGACGAAGUCGGAGAAGUACCAGCUGAACCUCCACGAGAGCUGCGUCCUCUCCCUCAAGUUCGCCUCCUGCGGGAAGUGGUUCAUCAGCACGGGCAAAGAUAAUCUCCUCAACGCCUGGCGGACACCCUACGGUGCAAGCAUAUUCCAGUCCAAAGAAUCCUCCUCGGUGCUGAGCUGUGACAUCUCGGCCAACGACAAAUUUAUCGUGACGGGAUCGGGCGAUAAGAAAGCAACGGUUUAUGAACUGGUGUAUUGAGGAGUGUGGGAGAAUCCUGCCUGUCCCUCCUACCUCUCUGCAUUUUCUUCCGUUUUGGAGACGACCUCCCCCUUCUGUGUGGGACACCAUCGAUUGGAAGCCCCUGGCCCCACUGUCUCACUUUGUAUGUGCCUGAGGAAACAGCCUUGAACUUGAUGGAGUGCAGUGGCCAUGCUGUUUCCUCCAGGAAAUCUGACUCUGCAAACUUCCAUCUGGCUUCAAGCCUCAGGUCCUCAUGAGAACUAGAAACUUCCCUUUGAAAUAAAAGAAGCAACGAAGAUUCUCAGGAAGGUGUUGGGGUUCCCCUGGAAUUAAGGGGUGCAGGAGGGCAAAUGGCUUGGGCCACCCCUCUGCCUGCUUCUCCUUUUAUCCCGCGGAUCGGAUCACUUGCCCAGCAGAGUGACAGCUUGUAUGCCUCUCCCAGCGAGGAAAGAAACUCUUCCCUCCCCACACUGUGAUUGACAAGCAAAGAGACCAAUUGCCAUCAUGCUUUUCGUCUCGUGCCCACCUCCUCCACCUGAUGUCAGGGGGGGAUUGAAUGACUUCCCCCCCCCCCCGGUCUGGUGCAAACUAAAGAAACAGCUGUUUUAAUUCCUCCCGAUUAAAUGUAUUUUAA